GACAUCUCCCCAUCAACUUCUCAAUUUCCAGGUGAUCUGUUGAUGGAAUGUCUUCUGGAGGCCGAUCCAGCUCCGACGAUCUCAUGGCAACAUGCUGGCAACGUUAUUACCUCAUCAGCACGAGUUUUGCAAGUGCUAAGUCCACUAGAGGGUAUUCUGUAUAAAGCAAAUCUUAUAAUCAAGGAACCGAACGUCGGAGAUGGCGGAGCGUACAAGUGCACAGCUAGAAAUCAGUUGGGCGAGUCGAACGCAAACAUCAACCUCAACUUCGCCGGUGGGGGUGCCGACGAGAACAAACCGAAAGGGCCGUCGUUCAUCGGGAAGCCGCGGAUAAUCCCGAAAGACGGCGGAGCUCUCAUUGUGAUGGAAUGCAAAGUGAAAAGUCCGACCCCGCCAGUUGCAAAGUGGAUGAAGGACGGCGUGCCACUGCAAAUGGGUGGACUUUAUCACGCCAUUUUCACUGAUCUCGGUGAACAAACUUAUUUAUGUCAACUGGAAAUCAGAGGUCCGUCCAUUUCUGAUGCCGGCCAGUAUCGCUGUAACCUCCGUAACGACCAAGGUGAGACGAACGCGAAUCUAGCGUUGAAUUUUGAGGAGCCAGAACCUGAACAACGACUGGAGAAAAAGCGGAAAGAUACGUCAUCGCCACGGUCACUUUCUCGUGAUGCCGGUUCUCGCCCAGAAAGCCCCAAAAAGGCGAUGAAAUCACGAGAAGGAACACCAAGGAGAAGCAUCAAAGGCAAAGAAGGAUCGCCUGCAAAGAAGUCGAUGAGGGGUAUGAAUGACAAACUAUUUGCAUCUGUUUCAGCUACAACAAAGAGGAAACCGGAAGGUUUACCCGUGCCACCGGUGUCCUCUGAGGAAAAGAAGCCGCGCACAUCGUCUCCAGCUCCUUCAAUAGAACGGACUGGAAAGAGCGAUCGCGACAAAUUUACUCGGCCACCAAUCGUCUUGAAUGCUAGUCGGUCCCAGACUGGUAAGCAAGGCGAUACGGUAGUGUUGGAAGUGGAAUGGCAAUGCCACACAUCAACUGUUAUUGAAUGGCACAACACCUUAUUCGUUAGAAAUGGCGACUUCCAAUCAACAUUCGACGGAGUUAAAGCACUACUGACUGUGCGCAACUUGACGGAGGAGAAAACUGGUCUCUAUAAGUGCCACGCUGUUUGUAAGUACGGAGAAGGCCAAAGCAGUGCGAUGAUCAAGAUGGAACAGACUGGUGAGUCCGAUCUCUUCACCCCACUCUCUCCUUUAUUUUCCUCUUCUCCAUUGCUUAACUUAAAUAUUCUAGACGAAGAAUAUCCGAGAAAAAGUAGCGCCGAAGAUCAGCCGCGGCCGAAACAAGCUGAGAAGGUGUCAUCGUCUGAAUUUCAGGACUCCCAAGCGGAUGGCAUCCCUUCGUCAGGACUUACUAUCCCCGAGGAUCGACGACGACAACUACUGGGCGAGCCGAGUGACGAUGAAGUUUCCGAGUCGAUCUCAGAACUGCCAUCAUUCGCUGGACCUCGCGGCCGAAGAAAGCUACCUGAGGAAAAGCCGAAAAGGGUUUCCGACACGUGCACGACACGCUCCACGUCCAAUGAAGGUGAUGCCUUUCAGCGACGUAGCAGUAUCGACAUGCGCCGUGAGUCUGUUCAGGAGAUCAUCGAGAAGGUUUCCACUCCUCUGGUCCCGAAGGGGAAGAAGGGUGCUCCGCCGAGGAUCACCGAAGUACCGGAGAACGUGACUGUCGUCGAAAAUGAGACGGCGGUGCUGCAGUGCAAGGUGGAGGGCGACCCGGUGCCGACGGUGCGCUGGUCGAAGGGCAACCGCGAGAUCCUGCACGGCGGCCGCUUCCGGCACAUGACCGACGCCCAGACCAACACCGUCUCAUUGGCGCUGCUCAAGUGCCGAUCUCAGGAUGACGGCCCGUAUACAUUGACGAUUGAGAAUCCACAUGGUUCGGACACCAUUGACAUCAAACUGUUGGUCACAUCAGACAAUGGUUUGGACUUUCGUGCAAUGCUCAAGCACAGGGAAUACGAACCUGCCGGUCUAAAACCGGAAGAAGAGAAACCACCGAUGACUGAAGCUGAGCGCAGACAAUCGCUAUUUCCCGGGAAGAAAGUCGAAAAAUGGGAGCAGCCUCUUUCAGAUAAAACGGUUCAGCAGCAGGUUGACAAAUUUGCUGAGUGGAAAUGUGUAUAUUCUCGCCCAAACGCUAAAAUCCGAUGGUACAAAGACCGAAAAGAAAUUUUCUCUGGAGGUUUGAAGUACAAGAUCGUAAUCGAGAAGUCUGUCUGUACUUUGAUAAUCAACAACCCAGAAGUAGACGACUCCGGAAAGUAUACUUGCGAAGCGAAUGGUGUACCUACGAGCGCCAUUUUAACCGUUUUGGAACCGCCGAUGAAAUAUUCGUUUCUGAAUCCUCUGCCGAAUACGCAAGAGAUCUAUCGAACAAAACAAGCUGUGCUCACAUGUAAGGUGAACUCACCACGAGCGCCUCUGGUCUGGUGGAGAGGCAAUCAACCGAUUGAUGUAAACGACAAAAGAUAUACCAUAGAAAAAGACGCCGUAGGUCGAUGUACUUUGACAAUCAAGGUAGUUGAAGAAGCCGACCAAGCCGAAUGGACUGCAAGAAUCACAAACGAAGUAUACAGCAAGGUGCAAGUCUAUGUGGAAGAACCCCGUCAUACGUUCGUUGUUCCUAUGAAAUCCCAAAAGGUUAACGAGCACGAGGAAGCCACGCUGGAGACGGACGUGAACGAUCGAGAAGCUGAAGUCGAAUGGUGGCACGACGGAGUCAAAAUCCACGUUGAUGGCGUAAAGUACAAAGAAGAGAUUUCAAACCGGAAACGACGUCUCACUAUUGUUUCGGCCAGAAUCGAAGAUCACGGAGAAUACAAAUGCACGACAAAGGACGACAAGACGAUGGCACAGCUCAUCGUUGACCCGCUGAACAAGUUUAUCAUUGAAUUGAAAGACUUGGAGGUCGUAGAGAAAGAUGACAUCGUGAUGACAUGCCAGACAAAGGACAACAAGACACCUGGAAUUUGGACUCGGAACGGCGUCAGGAUCACCAGCAUGCCAGGUGGAAAGUUUGAAACCCAGUCGAGGAACGGCACACACACACUGAAGAUCAGCAAGAUCGAGCUGAACGAGGGCGAGAAUUACGAGAUUGACGUCGGAGGCCUGAUCGGAAGCUGUUUCGUGACAGUGCUCGAGGCCGAGAAGCGCCCAAUCUUUAACUGGAAGCCGAAGAAAAUCGAGGCCAAGGCCGGCGAACCGUGCGUCGUCAAGAUUCCAUUCCAAAUCAAAGGCACGCGACGUGGAGAUCCUAAGCCAACGAUCUUGCGGAAUGGGAAACCGAUUAGUGAGGAGAUGAAGAAAUUAGUUGACGUGGUGGUCAACGGUGACGUCGUCGAGAUUAAGUUCAAGGAUCCCCAGUUAGCUGACACGGGAAAAUGGGCUCUUGAAUUGAGCAACUCUGGUGGAGCAGCGCUCGCUCCGUUUGAAUUGUUCGUGAAGGACAAGCCAAAACCUCCGAAAGGACCGCUAGAGACCAAAAAUGUCACCGCCGAAGGAGUUGAUUUGAAAUGGGGUCAACCUGAUGCAGACGAAGCGACACCAGUGAGGGCCUACAUCGUUGAAGUACAGGAGGGAAAAGGCGGUGAUUGGAAAAAAAUCGGCGAAACCAAAACGACCGAAUUUAAGGUGAAAGAUCUGAAAGAGAACAACGAGUACAGGUUUCGCGUGAAAGCGGUGAACGACGUUGGAGAGUCGGAGCCGCUUACCGGAGAAACUGUGACUGCCAAGAAUCCAUACAAAGCACCUGGAAAACCUCGAAAUAUGGAUGUAGCUGAGAUGGAUCACGACUUUUUGACUCUUCAAUGGGAACCGCCAGAAAAUGAUGGCGGGUCGCCGAUCACUGGGUUUAUUGUGGAGAGACGUGAGAAAUCCGAAAAGACAUGGAAUGUGGUCGGAACGAUGCCAGCCGACGGCGACGGAGUGCACCGCAUAACCGACGACAAGGUGAUUGAAGGUCGAGAGUAUUACUACCGCGUGAAAGCUGUGAAUAAAGCUGGACCUGGAGAUCCGUGCGAUCAUGGUAAAAGCGUGAAAAUCAUGUCGAAGCCAGUUGCUCCGGAGUUUCCCGGAGGUGGGAUCCAAGAUCUUCGUUUGAAAGUCGGCGAAACAAUCAAGUACGAUGUGGCGAUUAGUGGUGCGCCUGUACCCGAAGUAUCGUGGAUGGUUGAUGGAAAACCACUGAAACCCAAAGGGCGAGUGAAAAUGAGUACAGAACGAGGGAAGACCGUACUGAAGAUCGAGAAUGCUGAACGAGGAGAUUCUGGAAAAUUCACUAUUACGCUGAAGAAUUCGGUUGGAACGGCCGACAGCACCGCUAAAGUAACCGUAGUUGGCAGACCGACUCCACCGAAAGGACCGCUGAAAGUCUCUGACGUUCACAAAGAUGGGGCUACGCUCACAUGGAAUCCGCCAGAGGACGAUGGAGGCGACCCACUGACCGCAUACAUUAUUGAAGCACAAGACAUGGAUAACAAGGGAAAGUAUAUAGAGGUUGGUCGUGUCGAUGGCAACACUACAGAAAUGAAAGUUAAAGGACUUCGAAAUAAAGGAAACUACAAGUUCCGUGUGAAAGCAGUGAACAAAGAAGGCGAAUCGGAGCCACUUACUGGAGAUCAAUACACGUUAAUCAAGGAUCCGUGGGACGAACCAGGAAAACCCGGAAGGCCCAAUAUCACGGACUACGAUGCUGAUAGGAUUGAUAUUUCGUGGGAACCUCCAGCAAAAGAUGGUGGUGCUCCUAUUGAGGGCUAUAUUGUUGAGGUUCGAGAUCCGGAAACUAGGGAAUGGAAGGAAAUAGCCAAAGUGGCAGACACGAAAGCGUCCAUCGACGGUCUCAAAGAGGGAAAAGAGUACCAGUUCAGAGUUAAGGCCUUCAAUAAGGCCGGUGUUGGACAACCGUCGGAUGCUUCAGAAAAGCAGGUCGCGAAGCCAAAAUUCAUUCCGGCUUGGCUGAAGCACGACUGCUUGAAGAGCAUCACGGUCAAAACUGGGCAGACGGUUCGCUGGGAUGUGAAGAUCGGCGGUGAGCCGGUUCCUGAGGUAGCGUGGAUGAAGGACGAUAACCCUAUCGAGCAGUCGCUCAAUCUCAGCAUCGACACCAAGAAGAACGAACACACCAUCCUUUGCAUUCCAUCAGCGGUGCGAGCUGAUCGUGGAGAAUACAGACUUUCCGUUAAAAACUCGCACGGGCACGAUACCGAAGCUGCGAACCUGACCGUGUUGGAUAGGCCUACGAGGCCGAACGGUCCUCUAGAGGUGUCAGACGUGUUCGAAGACAACUGCAACCUUUCAUGGAAACCACCCGAUGACGACGGUGGUGAGCCGAUCGAGUACUACGAAGUCGAGAAGUUAGACACAAGUACUGGGCGCUGGGUGCCAUGCGCAAAGGUAAAAGACACCAAUGCUCGUAUCGAUGGCUUGAAGAAAGGACAGACUUAUCAGUUCCGGGUGAAAGCUGUCAAUAAGGAAGGACAAUCGGAUCCUCUAAACACCGAGAAGGAGACCGUAGCGAAGAAUCCAUACGAUGAACCUGGCAAACCGCACACACCCGAGGUGACGGACUGGGACGCAGAUAGGGUUUCACUCGAAUGGCAACCGCCAGAUUCCGACGGAGGAGCCCCAAUCACCCAAUAUAUAAUCGAAAAGAAAGGAAAGCAUGGUCGUGAGUGGCAAGAAUGCGGCAAAGUAAGUCGUAACUGGCAAAUAAAAAGGCGAGGAAUAUCAAUUCAGAGUGAAGGCUUAAAACCAUGGAUCGACCGCGAAAAAAUGAAAACAAUAACAAUCAAGGUCGGACACGACGUCGAAUUCGACGUGCCAGUUCGAGGUGAACCCCCGCCGGAGAAGAUAUGGACAUUCAAUGAGAAUCCAAUCAACGACGCCAAGAUUAAGAUCACUGAUGAGGACUAUAAUACAAAAUUCGUACUGAAGUCUGCAACUCGUGCGCAUGCUGGCAAGUACACUCUGACUGCCAAGAACAGUAAUGGAACCGACACACAUAGUGUAGAAGUGAUUGUUUUGGGCAAACCUAGCGCGCCAGAGGGACCACUCGAGGUCAACAAUGUGUUCGAGGAUAAGUGCGAUCUCGAAUGGAAGCCACCAAAGGACGACGGAGGAGUGCCUAUCGACCAUUACGAGGUCGAGAAAUUGGACAUGGCUACUGGCCGAUGGGUUCCUUGUGGUCAAGCCCAGGGAACAAAAAUGACUGUUAACAACCUCCAACCGGGUCAUCAAUACCAGUUUCGCGUACGUGCGGUAAACAAAGAAGGUGAAUCCGAUCCGUUGACUACCGAUGGACCGAUGCUUGCAAAAAAUCCCUACGAAGUUCCCGGGAAGAUGGCGAAACCGGAGAUCACGGAUUGGGAUAAGGAUCAUGUAGACUUAGAGUGGAAAGUACCUACUGAUGAUGGCGGUGCUCCUAUUGAGGAAUAUGUCAUCGAACAGAAAGACGAACACGGAAGAUGGGAAGAGGUGAUGGUAGUUCCUGCUGGACAGACAACCGCUACCGUUGGUGGCCUGAAAGAAGGUGAACGAUACCAGUUCCGUAUAGCUGCUAAGAACAAGGCAGGACUAGGCGAGCUAUCCGACCCUAGCGACAAAGUGACGGCGAAAGCUCGAUUUUUGGCCCCUCACAUUCACCGCGAAGACUUGGAAGAUACAACGGUUCGCGUUGGGCAACAAAUUAAAUUCAGUGUUCACAUCGAUGGUGAACCACCUCCAGAAGUGCAGUGGACGUUCAACGAUAAGAGAAUCGACGAGAGCACGGUUCAAAUAGCGAAUGAGGAUUACCUUUCACGAUUCAACAUCAACAAAGCAGUGCGGAAGCACUGUGGCAAGUAUACGAUCACGGCCAUGAAUUCGAGUGGAACGGAUUCGGUGACGAUCACCAUCAACGUGAAGAGCAAGCCAUCGAAGCCGAAAGGCCCGCUCGAAGUCAGCGAUGUGUUUGAAGACCGUGCGACGCUAAACUGGAAACCUCCUGAAGAUGAUGGAGGCGAGCCGAUCGACCAUUAUGAGAUCGAGAAGAUGAGCACUAAGGACGGAAUAUGGGUGCCGUGUGGGCGUUCCAACGACACGAACUUCAUGGUGGAUGCGCUCAGUAAGGGCGACCAUUACAAAUUCCGCGUCAAGGCGGUUAACAGCGAAGGUGCCUCGGACCCACUUGAAAGUGAUACCGAUGUAUUAGCGAAGAAUCCAUUCGAUCGUCCUGACAGGCCUGGAAGACCCGAACCGACUGACUGGGACAGUGACCAUGUCGAUCUUAAAUGGGAGCCUCCAGCGAAGGAUGGCGGGGCUCCAAUUGAGGAAUACCAGGUCGAAAAACGAACUAAAUACGGACGAUGGGAACCAGCAGUUACAGUCCCUGGAGGGACCACCACUGCCACUGUACCCAAUCUGACCCCUAACGAAGAGUACGAGUUUCGCGUAGUGGCCGUGAACAAAGGAGGUGCUUCCGACCCUAGUGACGCCAGCAAGCCAGUCAUCGCCAAACCACGAAAUUUGCCGCCACGAAUCGACCGCAGUGCACUGAAGGAUCUCAAGGUGAAAGCAGGUCAGGCAAUCGGAUGGGAUGUUCCGGUGGAAGGUGAGCCGGUGCCGACGGUCACUUGGCUAUGGCCGGACCAGCGGGAGAUUCGCAAUGGAGGCCGGGUGAAGUGUGAUAACCCCGACUACCACUCCAAACUGCACAUCCGCCAGAUGGAACGCGGCGAAAGUGGUGUCUACACUAUCCGGGCCGUGAAUUCCAACGGCGAGGACGAGGCCACGGUGAACGUCACCGUUAUCGACAGACCAUCUGCUCCUAUCGGACCUCUGGACGUGAGUGAUGUUCAUGCCGAUCACUGCACGUUGGAGUGGAAGCCGCCGGAGGAUGAUGGUGGAAUUCCGAUCGAAAAUUACGUGAUCGAGAAACUCGACACGGCCACCGGCCGGUGGGUCCCAGCAGCCAAGGUGCCCGGCGGCCAGACGACAGCCGUCGUCGACGGUCUCAUCGCUGGACAUGAGUACAAGUUUCGUGUAGCUGCGGUGAACGCAGAAGGCGAAUCAGAACCACUGGAAACGUUUGGAGCGACACUGGCGAAAGAUCCCUUCGACAAGCCUGGAAAGACGGCUGCUCCAGAAGUAACGGAUUAUGACGUUGAUCAUGCCGACCUCUCUUGGCACCCACCUGUCAACGACGGCGGUGCACCAAUAGAUGGCUAUGUGAUCGAAGUAAAGGAAAAGUACUCACCAGUUUGGACAGAAGCCUUGCAAGUUCCUGCUGACCAAACAACCGCUACCGUGGGAAAUCUUAAGAAGGACAACGAGUACGAAUUCCGUAUUCGCGCCAAGAACAAGGCUGGUACGGGCGAUCCAUCGGAUCCCUCGGAGAGAAUCACCGCGAAGGCCAGAAAUGUUCCACCUGUCAUCGACCGCAGUGCCCUGAUGGAGAUCAAGGUGCGAGCAGGACAGGAAAUCCACCUGAACGUGCCGGUUUCUGGUGAACCACCACCGGAGAUCACUUGGACGCUCGACGGCAGUCCAGUGGAGUCCGACGACCGUGUUCGCGUUCAGUCUGAAGAUUACAAGACGAAGUUCCUUGUGAAGAGAGCACUUCGUUCCGAUACCGGCACCUAUGUGAUCACCGCUAAGAAUGUGAAUGGCACGGACACGGCCGAAGUGAAGGUGAUCGUUCUGGACCAUCCAGAUGCACCACGUGGUCCCUUGGACGUGAGCAACGUGACCAAAGAUGGCUGCGAUCUGUCAUGGAAAGAACCAGAUGACGACGGAGGUGCUUCCGUCGAUCACUACGUGAUCGAGAAGCAGGACGCGAACACGGGCCGAUGGACAACAUGUGGUGAGAGCAAUGACACGAAGUUCCAUGUGGAUGACCUGAUCCAGGGCCACGAAUACAAGUUCCGCGUAAAAGCGGUUAACCGCUACGGCGAAUCAAAUCCGCUCGAAGCCAACAAGUCGGUUGUUGCGAAGGACCCGUUCGACUGCGCCGAUGCACCGGGAGUUCCUGAGAUAGUAGACUGGGACAAAGAUCACGCCGACCUGAAAUGGACGCCACCUUUGGAUGACGGAGGCGCGCCCAUUGACCAGUACCUCAUCGAAAUGAAGGCCGGAAAUGGAGAUUGGGUUCCCGCGAAGAAAGUGCCAGCUGAUCAGCUCACGGCUACAGUAGACGAUCUGAAACCUGGUCAAACUUAUCAGUUCCGUGUGAAAGCGCUUAAUAAAGCAGGGGAAUCGCGGCCAUCUGACCCAAGUAAAGCGAUGGUCGCGAAACCGAGAAAUUUGCCACCAAAUAUUCAUAGAGACAUGUUCAACGAUAUUCGUAUCAAGGCCGGUCAAUCUAUCAGCUUCGAUGUGAAUGUAGACGGUGAGCCGACCCCGAAGAUAGAAUGGUUCCUGGACGGGACACCUAUUCAAUCUCUGGGAAAGACGAAAAUCGAUAAUUCUAAUGACAACAACACUAAACUAGACACCAAGGAUGCUUCUCGCGCCGACAGUGGAAAAUACAAAAUCGUGGCCACCAAUGAAAAUGGUAGAGAUGAAGCGGAGGUCAACGUAAACGUGCUCGAUAUCCCUGGAGCUCCCGAAGGACCUCUUACUGUCAAAGAUAUCACCAAAGAUGGCUGCUCUCUAAGAUGGAAUCCGCCAGAAGAUGAUGGUGGCUCUCCAAUCACCAAUUACAUCGUGGAGAAACAAGAAGACGGUGGUCGAUGGAUACCAUGUGGUGAAACAGCUGACACGAGUCUGAAAGUCGGCAAACUGAACGAGGGUCACGAGUACAAAUUCCGAGUGAAGGCAGUGAAUCGACAAGGCGUGUCAGCACCUCUGCAGACCGACCACCCCAUAGUGGCUAAGAAUCCUUUCGACGAGCCGGGCCCACCCACUGAUGUCACACCUGUGGACUGGGACAAAGACCACGUAGAUCUGGAGUGGAAGGCUCCUGAAAAUACUGGUGGUGCUCCAAUAGAGCAGUAUAUCGUGGAGAAGAAGGACAAGUACGGAGACUGGGUGCCGUGCGCGGUGGUCGACGGUAAGACCACUAAGGCGACUGCAGGCGAUUUAGUGGCCGGUGAAACGUACCAGUUCCGAGUGAAAGCCGUCAACAAGGCUGGACCUGGUAAACCUUCAGAUCCGACGGACAAUAUUGUCGCAAAAGCGAGAAAAAUGGCUCCUAAAAUCAAUGUUGCUGGUCUUCUGGAUCUACGAAUCAAAGCUGGCACACCGUUGAAGCUAGAGGUUUCUUUUGAAGGGGAGCCAUCUCCGACCGCAGAUUGGAAGGCAAAUGAUGUUUCAAUGAAUUCAAACAACAGAGCCGAAGUGACAACCACACCUACUACGUCUGAACUGCUUAUCGCUUCUAGUGUGAGGAGCGAUACUGGCUUAUACACGGUCACGGUAGAAAAUGAACAUGGCAAGGACAAGGCUCAGUGUACAGUCACAGUGUUAGAUGUGCCUGGAGUUCCAGAAGGUCCACUCAAAGUCAAAGAAAUCCACAAAGAAGGAUGUACACUCAAUUGGAAACCACCGCUGGAUAAUGGAGGGACAGAGAUUUUGCACUAUCGAGUGGAAAAGAUGGAUACAUCCAGGGGAACAUGGCAAGAGGUUGGUCAAUUUCCGGAAUGCACCGCUAAAGUGAACAAACUGAUCAACGGGAAGGAGUAUCAGUUCCGAGUAAUGGCCGUCAAUUUGCAAGGAGAAUCAAAGCCUCUCGAAACCACGGAGCCAAUAAUCGCCAAAAACGAAUUCGACGUACCGGACGCUGUAGAAAAACCUGUUGUCGUUGACUGGGACAAGGAUCGCAUCGACAUCCAAUGGAAACCACCAGCGAACAACGGUGGAAGUCCAGUGAAAACGUACAUCGUAGAGAAGAAGGAAAAGGGCAGCGCGUUCUGGAGCGAAGCCGGGAAGACGUCCGGCACGACGUUUUCGGCAAAUCAGCUGAAGCCGGGAGUCGAAUACGAGUUCCGUGUGAUCGCCGUCAACGAAGCUGGUCCAUCUGAGCCAUCAGAGCCGACCGAUCCUCAGAUGGCAAAGGCGAGAUAUCUGAAACCUAGAAUCUUGACCCAGAAUCGCAAGAUAAAGAUCAAGGCCGGAUACACUCAUACCAUGGAGGUGGAGUUUGAUGGAUCACCAGAUCCGACUGUUAAUUGGUCCUUUAAAGAAGGCCAAGCACUUCCGUCUGAGUUGUUAGUAGAGUAUUCCAAACCUGGCUCUACUUCAAUUUUCUUCCCUAGUGCUAAGAGAGCCGACAGUGGCCCAUUCACGCUUAAGAUCAAAAACGAAAUUGGAGAAGAUGAAGGCGUAUUCGAAGUGAUCGUGCAAGAUCGACCUGGAGCUCCUGAAGGACCAUUAGAAGUAUCAGAUGUGACGAAAGACAGCUGCGUUAUUAGCUGGAAUCCACCGGCGGAUGACGGUGGAUCAGAAAUCACUAACUACGUAGUGGAGAAGCGCGAUACGAAGACAAACACUUGGGUUCCAGUGUCAACAUUCGCUACUGGCACCACAAUGACCGUGCCCAAACUUAUUGAAGGCCACGAAUAUGAGCUGAGGGUGAUGGCUGAGAACGCAUUUGGUCGCUCAGAUCCCCUGUGUACAUCUAAUCCGGUGCUUGCUAAGGAUCCUUUCGGUGUUCCAGGAAAGCCUGAAAAGCCACAAAUCGUCGACACGGACAACGACCACAUCGACAUCAAAUGGGAGCCACCACGCGACAACGGCGGUUCCCCCAUCCAGCACUACGAUGUGGAAAGGAAGGACCUUAAGACUGGUCGGUGGAUCAAGGUAAACACUGCUCCUGUUCACGGCACUACUUUCUCAGAUAUACGAGUACAAAAGGACCACAUGUAUGAGUACCGGAUAGUGGCAGUGAAUAAGAGCGGACCAGGAGCACCUUCAGAUCCGUCAGACGUGGCCACCGCGAAGCCCAUGUUUGAAGCUCCUGGUUUCGAUUUAGACAUUGACGGAAAGGAGUUCCGAGUGAAAGUUGGAGAGCCACUCGAUAUCACAAUUCCAAUGCACGGUUCUCCACAACCGGAAGUGAAAUGGACCAAAGAAGGUAUUGACUUGCCUGGUGUCGAGACUACGGAUUCGCAAACACGAUUGUUCAUCAAGUCUUCACGAAAAAGUGAUAACGGCUCACUCAAGAUCAAAGCCAGCAACGAGUGUGGAAUAGCUGAGGCGAAUAUUAAAAUCACUGUUAUCGAUAGGCCAGGAGCACCGGAGAAUCUUAGCUACGACGACAUAACCAAACAUUCCUGCGUCUUGAAAUGGGAACCUCCAAAAGAUGAUGGUGGCUCAGAGGUUAUCGGUUACAAAAUAGAAUACCAAGAAAUAGACUCGUUGCUAUGGGAAAAGAUCCCUGGAACAAUUUCGGGAACUUAUUACACUGUUCGAGGACUCCACAAUGGCCGACACUAUCGAUUUCGUAUCAGAGCAGAGAAUGCAGUUGGCCUUUCGGACUAUGCAACCGGAUCAACAGUACUAAUUAAGGAUCCGUUCGAUCCGCCAGGACCUCCUUCCACUCCUGAAAUAACCGAUUAUGAUUCAAAUCGAGUCUCAUUGAUGUGGAAUCCGCCAAAGUACGAUGGUGGUUCACCGAUUCUCGGCUAUGUCGUUGAGAAAUUUGAGAAAAAAGGAGGAGGUGAUUGGACACCAAUAAAAAUGCCUCUUAUUAAAGGGACCGAAGCAACUAUUUCGAAUCUUCACCAUGGCGAGACGUAUCAAUUCCGAGUAAGAGCCGUUAAUGCUGCUGGUGAAGGAGAAGCCAGCAACGGUUCUGAGCCAAUCACCUCGCCUCCUGGUGCGCCUGAUCAGCCAAGAAUUGGAAGCGUUACGAAAAAUUCAGCUGAAGUCAUCUGGAGUCGGCCGAUAAGAGAUGGAGGGGCUCCGAUUGAUGGCUACUUCGUUGAGAAGAAGAAGAUUGGUGAUCCGGAAUGGAGCAGAGUAAAUGGAACACCGAUAAAGGCAACAGCUCUAGUGGUGGCUGGCCUUGGUGAGAAAGAGGAGUAUGAGUUCCGAGUAAUUGCCGUCAAUUCUGCUGGAGAGGGAGAACCGUCGAAGCCAUCAGAGCUCGUGGUGAUCCAAGAACAACCAGGAAGACCUGUUUUUGACCUCUCUAAUCUCAAGGAUAUUACGGUUAGAGCCGGUGAGACAAUUCAGAUCAAGAUUCCCUACACUGGUGGAAAUCCGAAGCCAAUGGUUGAUCUGUUCAACAGUACUACACCGUUAUUCGAGAACGACCGCACGGUAAUUGAUGUGAAUCCAGAUUCGAUUAUGAUAACAACAACAGAUUCAAAGCGAAGUGAUGCUGGUCCAUAUAAAAUCGUGAUCUCCAACAGAUUUGGCAAGGACACCGCUAAGCUGAAUGUGAAUGUAUUGGACGUUCCUGGAAAGCCGACCGGACCAAUACGCGCUACGGAUAUUCAGAGUGACGCCAUGACCUUGCACUGGCUACCACCAAAGGACAACGGUGGCGAUGAUGUAACCAAUUAUGUUGUCGAAAAGAGAACACCUGGAGGUGAAUGGGUUACCGUCGGUCACCCUGUGAGCACUUCACUUCGUGUCAGAAACCUGGACAAAAACCAGCCAUACGAGUUCCGCGUAUCUGCCGAGAAUCAGUAUGGUGUGGGACAACCACUCGAGACCGAAGAUGUCAUCGUCGCCAAAGACCCUUACAAUACACCUAGCGCACCUGGUCAACCAGAGGCUAUUGAGACCUCCGAGGAAGCUAUAGUGCUUCAAUGGACGCGACCACUCAGCGACGGUGGAGCCCCUAUCCAGGGCUACGUGAUUGAAAAGCGUGAGGUCGGCACCAAGGAAUGGACUAAAGCAGCAUUUGGACUAAUCCCAGAGACUAAACACAGAGUAACGGGCCUCACUCCGAAGAAAGCUUACGAGUUCCGUGUCUGCGCAACAAAUGCAGCCGGUAACGGAGACUGGAGCGACGCGAGCUUCCCUAUCACAGCCGAGCGUGCACCAUCGAGGCCUAUCAUCAACAUGGGAAUGCUUACUCGAGAUGUUCUAGCCUACGCCGGUGAGACAGCCAAGAUAUUGGUGCCGUACAGUGCAUCGCCGAUGCCGGAGAUCACCUGGUUCAAAGGAGAGCUCAAACUGGACGAGCGCGAUCAUCGAAACAAGAGAGAAAGCAGCGACUACCUUGCUACGAUGACCAUUAACAAGUGUGAAAUCGCUGACAGUGGACUCUUCACCAUUACAUUGGAAAACUCAAUGGGGAAAGACAGUGCCACUGUGAAACUUCGUGUGGUCGACCGCCCUGAACCACCGACGGGACCUCUGGAGAUAACAGAUAUUGCUCCUGAUUGCUGCAAGCUUUCAUGGAAACCACCAAAGUGCGAUGGCGGAUCCCCUAUUACCAAUUACAUAGUGGAGAAGUUAUGCAUGAAAGGUCCCGAUCCAAAAUGGGAGAAAGUUUCGUCAUUUGUGAGGAACUUCACCUAUACUGUACCAAGUCUUGACUCCGGGCAACAGUAUAAGUUCCGUGUUCGUGCUGAGAAUCAAUUCGGUAUAUCUGAGCCUCUCGAAAAUCCUGACCUGAUAAUAGCUAAAUAUCAGUUCAGCGUACCAUCACAGCCAGAUGCCCCAACUGUCCACGAUGUGGACGCGACAUCUGCUCGAAUCGAAUGGGAGCCACCGGCGAAUGGCGGGUCAAAGAUCAUCGGCUAUCAAGCACAGUACCGAGAAGCAUCUUCCUCCAAAUGGAUUAACGCGAGCGCUGACCUCGUCAGCGACACCUCACUGCAGGUCAACAACCUCCGAAACGGUGGUGAAUAUGAGUUCCGCGUCUCAGCUAAGAAUGCUGCUGGAUUUUCCAAGCCGUCAUUACCAUCGGAAAGAGUUAAACUCCGACCAAAGUUCGGACCACCAGGACCUCCCGGUCAAGCCAAUGCGGUUUCAAUUGGACGAAACCAUGUGACACUAACCUGGGUUCCACCACUUGACGAUGGCGGCUCACCGAUUACUGGUUAUAUUGUCGAACAACGAGAGUAUGGUAACACACUAUGGACGAAGGUUAGUGACUACAAUAUUCGCGACCCCGAAUUUACCGUACCUGGUCUGAAGGAGUUUCAUGACUAUGAGUUCCGCAUUAUUGCUACAAAUGUGUCUGGAAAAGGACCGCCAUCGUUACCAACCUCUCCAAUUAAAAUUCAAGAUUUGAAUGGUUCACGACCGACCAUUGUCGUGAAACCGGAAGACACUGCCCAGCCGUACAACAGAAGAGCAGUAUUCGUUUGUGAAGCUGUUGGAAGACCUGAGCCGGUCUGCCGAUGGAUGAGAAAUGGUCGCGAACUUCCAGAAAGCAGUCGAUACAGGUUCGAAGCGUAUGACGGAACGUUUAAAUUCACUAUCAAAGAAGUUUGGGAUAUCGACGCUGGCGAAUACACCUGCGAAGUGUCGAACGUUUACGGCAGCGAUUCAGCCACGGCUAAACUAACAGUACAAGCUCCUCCAGUAAUCGAGAAAGAUGUGCCGAACACAAUUCUACCCAUGGGUGAAAUGGUACGCCUGAAAAUCUACUUCUCCGGGACGCCACCGUUUACACACUGCUUGACGCUGAACAAGGAGGAGAUCAACGAAGACCAUCCCACAAUUCGAACUGUGGACUUUGACGAUCACAUACUAAUUACCAUAUCAUCGUUAUCACCUCGUGAAGCUGGUCGUUUUGAGUACACAAUAAGAAACGACAGCGGAGAGGCGUCCACCGGAUUCUGGCUGAACGUCACUGGUUUGCCGUCUGCACCACAAGGACCACUGCACUUUAGCAAUAUCGGCCCUAAUCAGGUGGCUCUAGCAUGGCGGCCACCGGUGGACGAUGGUGGUUCAAAAAUCACCCACUACGUCAUUGAGAAGAAGGAUGCUGUUAAAGACGACUGGGUCGUUGUAGCCUCGAAUGUGCAUGAUCUGUCUUUCGAUGUACAGGGAUUGUUCGAGAAUCACGAAUACGAGUUCCGCGUAAGCGCUGCAAAUGAGAAUGGUCAAGGAGCGCCUUUAGUUGGAGAAAACCCUAUAAUCACACGACUUCCAUUCGAUCCACCUGGUCCUCCAACUGAUCUCGAAAUAACCGAAAAUGGAGAUGAUUUCCUCACAUUGAGUUGGCAUCGACCGAUGUCAGAUGGUGGAGGCCGUCUACGAGGAUACUAUAUCGAGAAAUGCGAAGAUGAUGAAGACACAUGGGUGCGUUGCAAUCAGAAUCCAUCGCCGCAGAACACAUUCACCAUCCCGCACCUCAUCGAUGGACGAAGGUACAAGUUCCGUGUUAUCUCCACUAAUGACGCUGGUUUGUCGCCACCUGCAGAAAUGGAGAAGAUGGAGUUCCGCUCCACCAGUAACGGUACUCCGCCUGAGAUCAUCACACCACUUAGAGACCAAACAAGCGAAUUGGGACGUAGUGCAACAUUCGAAUGUGAAAUCACAGGCACGCCAAGACCAGAAUACAGUUGGUUUAAAGGUGUAAAGGAACUCGCCGAUACCUCUCGGUUCACCAUAUUUAGUAAGGGUGACGUGCAAGUGUUGAUGGUAAAUCAUGUCAACCCUGACGAUGCCGAUGAGUAUACCUGUCGAGCCGUGAAUAAAUUCGGUUCAAAAAGCACUCGUGCGCAACUGCAGAUAAUGUCGAAACCAAAAGUCUUCUUGCCUCCUCGCUAUCAUGGUGGACUGGAGGUGGAAAAAAACGAGAAGAUACAGCUGAAGAUACCAUACAAAGCGUUCCCUCAGGCUCAGUCUCGAUGGAUGAAAGGCGAUGAAAAAAUUGAAAACGGUGGACGAUACAACAUUACUACUGAUGAUAAGUUCGCAACCUUGGAGAUUGCUGACGCUACCAGAGAUGACUAUGGUCAAUACCGAGUAAUCGUGGAGAAUUCUGUGGGGCAAGACUCAGCAACGGUAGCCGUCACUGUGGCCGAUUGUCCAGAAUCGCCUCGUUUUCCUAUUGUGGAGAACGUUCUCGAUGAAGCAGUUAUUCUUUCAUGGAAGCCACCGAAUCUCGAUGGUGGAUCCUUGGUCACCCAAUACAUUGUGGAAAAAAGAGACGUGAACGGUGGAACAUGGGAACCUUGUGCGAGUACUCGUUUCACAUAUCUCACUGUUGAAGGUUGUCGUCCAAAAACCAAUUAUGAGUUCCGAAUCAUUGCAAAAAAUAAACAUGGAGCUUCACAGCCUUGUGAGCCCACUGCUCCCGUACUUAUCCCUGGAAGUGAACGAACUCGGCGAAAAGGCUAUGAUGUUGACGAUACCGGUAAGAUUAUCCAUGGUAAAGGUCCGGCUCUGUCCAACUACGAUGCCUUUGUGAUCGACGUCUGGAAGCAGUACUAUCCGCAACCGGUGGAAAUCAAGCACAAUUCAGUGCUUGACAACUAUGAUAUACACGAAGAAAUUGGAACCGGCGCUUUCGGUGUUGUACAUCGUUGCACAGAACUGGCAACCGGGAACACGUUCGCAGCGAAAUUCGUGAACACGCCGCAUGAGGCGGACAAGGAGACCGUGCGCAAGGAGAUCAGCACCAUGUCCACGCUGCGCCACCCGACGCUCAUCAACCUGCACGACGCGUAUGAAGACGAUAAAGAGAUGGUCAUGAUCUACGAAUUCAUGUCUGGAGGUGAACUACUCGAAAAAAUUGCUGAUGACUCGAAUCGAAUGACCGAAGCUGAAGCGAUUGAUUAUAUCCGACAAGUGUGCAAAGCACUUUGUCAUAUGCACGAGAUGAAUUACGUACAUCUUGACCUGAAGCCGGAGAAUAUCAUGUUCACGACCAAGAAGAGCAAUCAGUUGAAGUUGAUUGACUUUGGCCUCACCUCUUACCUCAAUCCAAAGGAAAGUGUCAAGGUGACGACGGGCACCGCUGAAUUUGCAGCACCCGAAGUAGCGAAGGGUGAACCAGUUGGCUACUACACGGACAUGUGGAGCGUUGGAGUGCUGGCGUAUAUCCUACUCUCAGGACUCUCUCCAUUCGGCGGCGAGAAUGACGACGAGACGUUGAGGAACGUGAAAAAUUGCGACUGGAACAUGGAUGACCCCAUGUUCAGUAAAGUUUCUGACAAUGCCAAAGACUUCAUUCUCAACGUGAUGCUGACUGAAACAAGAAUUACCAUUCAUGAAGCCCUUGCUCAUCCAUGGCUGUCCGGUGGGGAAGUUAGUGACGGUGACGUAAUCCCGAGCAGCCGAUACCAUUCGAUGCGCGACUCGAUCAGGCAAAAAUAUGAUGCAUGGCCAGAGCCGUUUCCAGCGCUGGGUCGCAUUUCGAAUUUCAGCUCUCUACGAAAGCACCGUCCAGCCGAAUACCAUAUGCACGAUUCGUUCUUCGAGCGUUCGGAAGCGCAGCCACGGUUCAUCAUUAAACCCUACAGCACUUCGGUUACCGAGGGUCAGAACGCCGAAUUCUAUUGUAAAGUAAUUGCCUCAUCUCCUCCAAUUGUUACUUGGCAUCAUGACAUGGAAGAACUAAAGCAGAGUGUAAAGUACAUGAAGAAGUAUAAUGGGAAUGACUAUGUGUUGACUAUUAACAGAGUGAAGAUGGAUGAUAAAGGAGAGUACACCGUGAGAGCGAAAAAUUCAUACGGAUCUAAAGAAGAAGUCGUUUUUCUCAACGUUACAAAGAAGAGAGAAGAGUUCACUUCCGGGCCACUCGAACCGAUGCGAAAGGCACCCAGUCCUCUUAUCGUUGAAGAGUUCAAGGAGAAAGAAACUAUGCCGAGCUUCACCUUCCACCUACGACCACGUCACAUCCAGAAAAACCAUCAAUGCAAAUUGAUAUGCACUUUGCAAGGAAACCCUACACCAAAAGUCGAAUGGUUCAAGGAUGGAGUGCCAGUCGAUCAGGAUCGUGUACAAACCACAUUCCGAAGUGGAGUGUGUACUUUGGAGAUUUUCAACACACGGCUAGAUGACGCCGGCACGUACAGCUGUACUGCUACUAAUCCACUGGGAGAAGUCACUACCGAGUGUACGCUCACCGUACAGAACAAAGGCGGCGAGCCUAUGCCUCGUAUCACGUCGCAUCGUCCACGGAGGGCGUAUGACUCGCUGAAGGUGAGCAACGUUGAGAGAUCGCGAUCGUAUGCGGAUAUACGGUCGGACUCAUUCUCACCUAAAGACUCCAUCAAAAGCUCGGAUAAACGGUCAACAGUUGAUGAUCUUAAGCUGCAAGUACCAACGGAGCCACCAAACUUCACAGCAAAACUGAAAGACGUCGUAGUCGAUCAAGGGGAGCCAAUUGAAUUGUCAUGUGAAGUCGAUGCGUCCUCGUCUCCGCUCGUGGAAUGGUUGCACAAUGGCGAACGAGUGACGAAUUCACGUUUGACCACUUCGUAUUCUGGUGGAAAAGCGACGUUAAGAAUCUCGGAAUCCGAUGCCGGGGACUCUGGUGAGUACGUCUGCCGAGCCAGCAACUCGGCAGGACAGGAAUCCUGUCGAGCCAAUGUCACUGUGCGGAUGGCCGUCAUAGAGAGUAAUGGGAAAGCAGAGAACGGAGAAGUGAAGGAAGCACCGAGAAUAAUUCAACAUCUCACUGGUCAAAUCGUCGACGCUGAAUCCACCGCUGUGUUUGAAGCUUGCGUCUCAGGUGAACCUGAACAGAUCAUAUGGACGAAGAAUGGAAUCGAGAGCAAUGAUCGAACUGAAAUCACAAGCGAUGGUAAACGACUUCGACUAUCGAUUAGCGGUGCUUUACCGGCCGACGCUGGACAGUACCAGUUGAAAGUCCGUUUCGACGACGCUGAACUUAUCUCAGUGGCUUCACUUAUAGUAUCUGGAAAUCCCAAUGAACCUCCUGUCUGUAAAUUACCAUCAUCCAUGAGUGUUCAGUCCGGCUCAGCGGCAAAUUUAAUCCUUGAAUUGACGAACCCCAAAAGUUACACCGUGCAGUGGUUCAAAGGAAGUGAAAAAGUGGAGAAAUCGGAGCGGAUAAAGUCUGUCAAGUCCGGAGGUGUAUUUAAGCUUGACUUCAAGCAAGUGGAACCAGCCGACGAAAGCGUGUAUGUGGCGAAAGUGAUCAAGGACAAGAAAGCAAUCGCUAAAUAUGCCGCUGUUCUUCUUGUAGAGUUUUGA
Molecule: messenger RNA, 20109 nt
Organism: Angiostrongylus costaricensis
Lineage: Eukaryota; Metazoa; Nematoda; Chromadorea; Rhabditida; Metastrongylidae
Source: the annotation of a GenBank genome assembly